CGGGGCAGUACUUCCGGAAGCGUGUGGCUGUGGACUACAGCCACGUCGGGUGGUGGGCUCUGCCCCCGGGACCAUGCUGCUACGAGCCGCCUGGAAGCGAGCGGCCUUGGCCGUGAAGGCGGCUCGCGGGUCGAGGCCCGCGGCGCUCACUCGGGGGCUGCGCCUGCGCGUUGUAGACCAUGCUCCCCAGUCGGCUGUUCCCUCAGAUAGAGCCACUGCUUCGGAGGCGGAGUCAGUGCUGCGACCUCUCUAUAUGGAUGUGCAAGCUACAACUCCUCUGGACCCCCGGGUGCUUGAUGCUAUGCUCCCUUACCUAGUCAACUACUAUGGGAACCCACAUUCCCGGACACAUGCUUAUGGCUGGGAGAGUGAGGCAGCCAUGGAACGUGCUCGCCAGCAAGUAGCAUCUCUGAUUGGGGCUGAUCCUCGUGAGAUCAUUUUCACUAGUGGCGCUACUGAAUCCAACAACAUAGCAAUUAAGGGUGUGGCCAGGUUCUAUAGGUCACGGAAAAAGCAUUUGAUCACGACCCAGACAGAACACAAAUGUGUCUUGGACUCCUGCCGUUCACUGGAAGCUGAGGGUUUUCAGGUCACCUACCUCCCAGUGCAGAAGAGUGGGAUCAUCGACCUGAAGGAACUAGAGGCUGCCAUCCAGCCAGAUACCAGCCUGGUCUCAGUCAUGACUGUGAACAAUGAGAUUGGAGUCAAGCAGCCUAUUGCAGAAAUAGGGCAGAUUUGCAGUUCCAGAAAAGUAUAUUUCCAUACUGAUGCAGCCCAGGCGGUUGGAAAAAUCCCACUUGAUGUCAACGACAUGAAAAUUGAUCUCAUGAGCAUCAGUGGUCAUAAAAUCUAUGGUCCCAAAGGGGUUGGUGCCAUCUACAUUCGUCGCCGUCCCCGUGUGCGUGUGGAGGCCCUGCAGAGUGGAGGGGGGCAGGAGCGGGGUAUGCGGUCUGGGACAGUGCCCACACCCUUGGUGGUGGGGCUGGGGGCAGCGUGUGAGGUGGCACAGCAAGAGAUGGAGUACGACCACAAGCAGAUCUCAAAGUUAUCAGAGCGGCUGAUACAGAAGAUAAUGAAGAGCCUUCCAGAUGUGGUGAUGAAUGGGGACCCUGAGCACCAUUACCCUGGCUGUGUCAACCUCUCCUUUGCAUAUGUGGAAGGGGAAAGUCUGCUGAUGGCACUCAAGGAUGUUGCCUUAUCCUCAGGGAGUGCCUGUACCUCGGCAUCCCUGGAACCUUCUUAUGUCCUUAGAGCAAUCGGCACUGAUGAGGAUUUAGCACACUCUUCUAUCAGGUUUGGCAUUGGACGCUUCACUACAGAGGAGGAAGUGGACUACACAGUGGAGAAGUGCAUUCAGCACGUGAAGCGUCUUCGAGAAAUGAGCCCUCUCUGGGAGAUGGUGCAGGAUGGCAUUGACCUCAAGAGCAUCAAGUGGACCCAACACUAGAAGAGUGGGCACCUGACUUUGUGCUGGCCUGGUCCCUCCUUCCUCACUGACCCACAGUGAGGUGCUCCAUGGUCACACCAGAAUUGGUAUAGCCCUGUUAACUUCAGCAUCAGCCCACCUCCAAGACAGAAACACAAACUAUCUUUCCCUGACCUCAGUUCCUUUGGUGGAAAACACUCCCCAUUUCUCUCCAGGAGUUCUUCUCCAGUCUUACAGUGUGUAGACAUUCUCAUUCUGAAGCAGUAGAGAUAUUUGCUAUGAUAUUGCUGCUGGACAUGUCUGUGUCCUUGGUGGGGAUAGCAAGAGGAACUGGAAGAAGGCUCUUUAUUCAGGGACCCUGCUACUCUAUGUGGAUACUUGAGUCGUCGCUUUUUGCUGCUCAUCUGAACUGGCUUCUCCAGCAACAAGCAUAAUCAACUUUGAUUUAAUCUUCUUUUUGGCUGCAAAGGAUAUCUCUUCAUAUUGACUGUAGACUGAACAGCAAGUUCCUUGGAAGGCUUGUCUCCUUUCUGCUCUCAUCCUCCUUCCUUUCUUUCUACCUAAUGGAGCUAGAAAUAUCUAUUAUGACUCUACCCAUUAUUCUAAUAAUUUAUGUUUCUUUCCUUAAAAUUUUUAAUUUGAAGAUUGGAGAAAUAAACUCAUCUUUUUUUUUUUUCA
This is a messenger RNA of Cynocephalus volans (Philippine flying lemur), 2104 nucleotides long. It is a transcript of the gene NFS1, whose product is annotated as NFS1 cysteine desulfurase. Gene Ontology annotation, cellular component: cytosol; mitochondrion; nucleus. The record is from RefSeq and is a predicted model, not a curated record. Gene Ontology annotation, biological process: [2Fe-2S] cluster assembly. Gene Ontology annotation, molecular function: cysteine desulfurase activity; pyridoxal phosphate binding. Bases 74 to 1447 code for a protein of 457 amino acids. NCBI's taxonomy places the organism in Eukaryota, Metazoa, Chordata, Mammalia, Dermoptera, Cynocephalidae. The transcript has 13 exons.